CACUCGGUACGGUACGGCUUUUCAUCCGGCUCUCUGGUGCGCGUCGUGUCACGAUCGUCGUCUCGCUGCUUUUCGCGCUGCAUGUUUACGAUAUACGUCGUGCAUGCGCUUUGCAAGAGCUAGGAAGCGUGCGGUUCUUUGGCGGUGUUCCUGAUCGCUCGCAAGGUGUUGUACUGGUUCAGUGUGUGCUUUGUUUUUCGGGUGUUCUUGUUGGGAAAAAGAAAAUAAAAAUUAAUAAUCCACCAAUUGGAUCGUGCGCUGGUGUGUGAAGUGAAGUGAACGAUGCCGAGUAGCGUCAACGAUAGAACCGUUCAUAAGCGUUUACAUUCUUUGCGAAGCUAGCGUCCCUGUGCUGUGUGUGUGUAUGUGUUUUUAAAUGCGAUCUACACGAUAAACGAGAAAAACGAGACUUGCCGACACCAGCUUUAAUGUAGCCGGGAUGUUUGAUUGAUUUCUACCUUUUCAAUUAAUCAUUAAUCCAACGAAAGUGACGACUAACGAACACAACAACAAACGGCGAGGAAAGGAAAGCCCCUGGCCAAGAAAAAACGGUGCCUUGCCUCGCUUCGCUUCGUCUCGUUCCUGGUGUGCGUGAUUGGUGCACCGGAACCACCGCCACGGCUGAUCGAGGAUCCCGCGAUCUAUAACGAGCCGCACCGGAAUCGACAACCGACCGAAAAUAUGGCCAACAUUUUCCUGCUCGCACUCGGGGUGCAUCUGCUCUGUCUGCACCGUGCCGGUGCUUCCUGGGGUUCCCCGGAGAGCAACCAGUACCACAUCCAGACGGACGAGGGCCCCGAGCGCUACUUCCGCUACCAGACCGACAAUGGACAGUUCCGCAAGGAGAAGCGGUUACAGGAUGGCACCGUCAUAGGAACGGACGCGUGGAUCGAUGCAUCGGGCUAUCUGCGGCAGAAUGAUUACAUCGCCGAUCACAAGGGAUACCGCAUUUUGAAGUCGAAAACGGUCUACGUUGGUCACGACCGGCCAAUACAGGAUGCGAUUAAGGUGGCCAAGAACAAACCGGCGAGCUCGGGCAUCCUGGUACCGUCGGAUCCUUCCUACGAGCCACCGAAAGCACCGCCACAGUCCUCCCCAUCACUACCUUCCCCUACUCCCUCACAACAUCGACCCUCUUCCGUUCAACCGAUCGCUUUCGUUCCUUCGACGAGCCCUCCUAUCACUCUGCUCCGCCAUCCGCCGACACCCUCCCUAAAUGCGGUCUUCGUUCGGCCACACUCGGAACCGAUUGCCUCCAACUAUCUUCCCUCUGCUCCUCACGACCCUGAACAGCAGCACUAUCCUUCCACUUCGGCCAGACCGCCACCGCUCGAUAUCUACGUCCCUUCGACGACCUACUCUCCACUGACCGGUAAUGAGCUGUCAUCGGCCCCGAUCGCCUUAUACUCACCAUCAUCCACACCGUCGCCACUGCGCGACGGUUCCGAGGCACAUCUACCUCCACUGGUUCUGUACCACAAUGGUCACAUCGAGGCAACAACCUACAAUCCACGCCGUCGAAAGCCUAACCCGGCGGAGCGUCGCCGCCGACCGGUCAGUCCGAUCGUCAUCACCUCCUCAAGACCUUACCUCGAAAGCACGACACCAGCCUCAACGUUUAGCCUCAAGCAGCAGGAACAGCAUCAGCAGCAACAGCUUCAUCUGCUACCACCGUCGACACGGCUCGGCUCGGACAGCAACCUGCUCGAGGACUACAAUCGCGAUCUGAUCGAUGUGCCAGCGAGCCGAUACGAUCGUUACAACAGCCGCUUCAGCAACGGUGGCAUCGGGAACACGGCCAUCCGUCGUACGGACACGGCGGAAUCGCACCCGUACGAUGGGGUCGCCGUGACGAACGAUGGCUUCCGGUACUAUCUACCGCGGCAGUACCACGAGGAGCGCAAUUCGGCCAGCGACACACGGGACGGUUCGUUCGGGUAUAUCGAUCCGUUCGGUAUACGCCGGGUGAUCUACUACAAUACCGACCCGGAGCAGGGUUUCGUGCACAGGAAGAACAAUCGAUUCGUCGGCUUCGAUGCGACACCGUACGAUCCUCGGCCACUCGGUGCGUAGGACGGCGGUCUGGCUCGAUUGGUUAAUUAUUUAUUUUCUGAGCUAACACAUCCAGUCCGCUUAUAUGCAUGCAUACCAUUAGAAGCCCGUAUGACCCCGGGGAAGAUCCCUUCGGCGGCGAUCCCCGCCUGGUUAUCGGAGCUAACCAGCCUAGCAAGGAUUUCAACUCCCGCUAUCUCUCUCUCUUUCUAUCGCUCUCUCUCUCUUCCUCACAACCAAUAACCUCGAACGAUCGAAUCGCGAACGAGCGCGUCUUGGUUAGUAGAGCCACUGUAAGGACGCGAUCGUUUGAGCUGGCAAACAGAGGCGGACGCUCACGAAAGAUACGAUGACCUUUCUUGCUGCUACAUAUGCAGAUCCCUGGAUCAUGUCGGCAUAAAGCUCAUGCAACUUUCAUUGCCAUCCGGCUGAUGGGAUGAAAAUGAUGAAUCUCAUUGAACGCUAAUCCCCGGUUACAGGAGGUCAAAGCCAACUGAAGCAGCGAUCACGAUCAAACUCUAUUUCCACCAUGAACUAACUGAUUGAGCAAUCGUUUGCGACACUGCCUUUGGGUUUUGGAUAGUUUAAGAUCACUUGUCCACCCACCCAAUGCCGAGCAGCAGCAGCAGCAGCAGCAGCAGCAGCAGCAGCAGCAGCAGUGAUCGAUUGUUAAGAGACGCUGUCGGAGUUAUUCCGCACAAUGUGUUUCUCAUUUGGUAGUCACGAUUCAACGCCAACAUCAUACAUUACAGGAAAUGAAUUAACCUACUUAACUCCGGAAAAUGCCCAAACAUGGGACUUCAUAAUGAGCUGACACCAUUUAGCGGGGCUGGCAAGAUAAGGUCAGAUCUCCCAAAAAAAAAAAGGUCACCAUUGCCGUCGCCAGAUUGCUGUUUGCCGC
Molecule: messenger RNA, 2953 nt
Organism: Anopheles darlingi
Lineage: Eukaryota; Metazoa; Arthropoda; Insecta; Diptera; Culicidae
Exons: 5
Coding region: 682-2073 (463 amino acids)
Cellular component (GO): chitin-based extracellular matrix
Molecular function (GO): structural constituent of chitin-based larval cuticle
Source: RefSeq, a predicted model, not a curated record